Messenger RNA from Aegilops tauschii subsp. strangulata, 1251 nucleotides. The record is from RefSeq and is a predicted model, not a curated record. Lineage: Eukaryota; Viridiplantae; Streptophyta; Magnoliopsida; Poales; Poaceae.
AUGGACGUCCGUGUGGAAGUCUUCGUCACCGGCGACGGCGCCUCCUCGUCGUCGAGCAAGACGAGGAAGGCUGCCGAAGCCUGGUCAAGCCGUCCAAUCCGUUGCGCGCCGCGAUGCAGAGCCUCCGCAUCCCCAUCGGCACCGACGUCGACGCCAUCAACGUCGCUGAGGCCCGAACCUAGCUCGAGGAAAGGCGCCAGCAGAUGCUGGACCUAUCUGAGAUGCUCGCCGCCACUCAGCGUCGCCUGGACGCCGCUCAGCUGGAGCGCGACGCCCGCCGUGGCCGAGCCAAGCCGGGUCGCCGAUGUGCGUGCCUGGGGAGGAGCGAUCGACUGGGCCCUCGGCGUCGUCCCAACCGUCUACGAGACCCCAGCGAAGAACAUGCGCGCUGCCCAGGCAGCCGCGGUCGGCCUGGACCAGCUCGCGGGUGAGGAGCUGAAAGAGCGCAUCGGGCGGAUGCGCGAACUCCUCCAUGCCGCCAACACCCAGCAGGACCGCCUCAACCAGCUCGCCAAGUCGGCGGGAUCCGGCUCCGCCCGCCUUGGCGGACCCAGCGAACUUCUGCACACCGCUUCCUCGCCACCCGGCGAGGCGCACUCCGGCCGAGCCCGGACUCGGCGCGUCCCGGCCGCUACGGCCGCUGACGGAUUGGGCGACGAGCCCGUCCUAGAGACCCAGCGCGGACCCGGCCAGCAUGGCCGGCGUCCGGCUCCAACCGACCCGGCCCCCCGUGGCCUGGCCGCAAGUCGACUCGGCCCGCGCGCCAUCGACGACGCCGACGCUCGCCACCGCCUCGAUCAGCUCACUCGCUCCCUGGAGGUGGAGGAGAGCGGCACUAUUGGGCCGGCAUGCUUCGGCCCGCGCAUCCGGGAGGAGCCCUUCCCCCAAAGGAUUCAUGCUCCCCCGCGACACCCCCAAGUGGAGCUGAAUGAAGCCGGCAAGGCGAAGCCGGUUCCCCCUCCGAAGCCGGCCGGCGAAAGCAGCCGGCAGCAGCAUCACCAGAACAACAAGUGCAAGGCCGACCAGCCGGCGCCGCGUCACGACAACCGGCUCAUCGCGGCCACCGAGCCCACGGCGGACCCGGCGGUGAAGCGCCGGCAAACCGGCAAGACGUGCACCAUCACCAAGCGCAUCAUGAGGGGCGACGUCCCGCCCCCUCCGGCCUCGGGUCCAGGCGCGGGACAGCCGCCUCCGCCUCCACCGCCGCCUCCAGCUGGCGACGCGAUGCGCGACGACGCCUACCCGGACUAG